Molecule: messenger RNA, 6996 nt
Organism: Doryrhamphus excisus (bluestripe pipefish)
Lineage: Eukaryota; Metazoa; Chordata; Actinopteri; Syngnathiformes; Syngnathidae
Source: RefSeq, a predicted model, not a curated record
AAAACCAAACCAGGGUAGAUGAAACUCGAUAGCCUUGACAGGCCAUUCAUCUGGGACAAGGACAGUCUGAUGUAAAACCUACGACUUGAGGACCUCGCUGUCACCGUCCCAGCUUGCUGACAGACAAGACAGCCAUGACAGAUGAACAGAUGACACAGAUGACAGUGUAACGGGUGGGGCCAGGACUGCGCACACUGUACUCCACCUUAAAAGUCCAUUGCGCUGGCUCGAAGGACAUGCCCACGUUCACGACGCCACCAACUUUACCAAGCCCUGCAGCAACGGAAAAGGGGCGAAAACGGCAGGUGGAAGUCACUGGAAGCCACAGUUCCAAUCCUGCAUGCAGGCAGUUCAGGACAUUGGUCUCCUGAUGUUGACCCGGAGAUGACAGCAUCACUCGGCAGCACCCUGAACGACCAAGCAGCCUUAUCUAGGGACAGCACUGCUUGCUCCAUAUGGAGAGGGGCCAAGAAAAGGUGGCCUAACCAAAGCUUGUCUCUCAUCCGCCAGUUGGCUUGCCGCGGUCAACAGGCAUCUUCUCAUGCGGUCGAACAACAACAAAGAAAUGAAGGUACGCACCCACCUGUAAGGGUGCAAAAACAAUGAGACUGGCAUGCUGGAACAUCAGAACCAUGCUUGACCAAACUGACACAAACUGACCAGAAUGUUGCUCUGCUCUGAUUGCGCAUGAACUGUGAAGUUUGCUUCCCAGAAGAAGGCAGCCUACAGGAGCAUGGCGCUGGAUACACCCUCUUCUGGUCAGGGAAACCUGCAACAGAAAGGCGUCUCGCUGGCGUUGCUUCAUGCUCAGAACCUCCAUCGCAUCCAAGCUGGAAAACCUGCCAUCUGGUCUUUACAACCGCAUCAUGUCCAUGCUCCUCCCACUGGAGAACAAGCAGUAUGCAAUGCUUUUUAGUGUGUAUGAUCCGAUCUUCAAGCUGAGUCUGCAAAAAAAGACUGAAAAAGUUUUACUCAGAACUCCAUAGCCUUCUCUGAAGCACCCCUGCAGACGACAAGCUAUCAAUUCUCUGCUACUUCAAUGCUAGAGUGGCCCAGACACAGUUGCCUGGAAAGCAGAACUUGGCAGACACAGAGUUGGAAACUGCAACGACAAUGGGCGCUUGCUGCUGGAGUUCUGCACAAAGCAACAACUUGUCAUCACCAACACAAUCUUUCAGCAAAAGGACAAUCUGGAUGCAUCCUCGGUCUAAACACUAGCACCUCAUUGAUUAUGUUCAAGUACGUCCUCGAGACCUCAAACACAUCAUGCACACCAGAGUGAUGCCCAGUGCAGAAUGUCAUACUGAUCAUUGACUAGUGCGCUGCAAACUCAGGAUGCACUUCAAACCUAAGCCAAGGAAGGGAAGCCCACUAGAAAACGUUCAAGCUCAGCAAGCUACAGUCAGCUGAAGUGAAAGCUGACUUCCAGACAGGCUUACAGGCCAGGCUUGGAAACAACAGCUGCCCAGAAGAUUCCUCUCCCGAAACACUCUGGGACCAACUGAAAACUACCAUCCUGCAGACAUCUGAAGAAGUCCUUGGGUUUACCACUAAAAGAAAUUGGUUUGACGAAAACAAUGAAGAGGUCCAGACAUUGCUAGCAAAGAAGAGAUCAGCCCACCAGGCCCACCUGGCUGUCCUGUGAAGAAAGCUGCCUUUCAUCACAUCUGCAACAUCCUCCAGCUCAAGCUUUGAGUGAUGCAAAAUGAUUGGUGGAUCAACCUUGCAGUAAGAACUCAGCAUUGUGCAGAUGCUGGUGACUUCAGAGGCUUCUAUGAAGCUCUCAAAACAGCGUAUGGCCCCACACAUCAGGCCCAGAGUCCUUUGCGCAGUGCAGACGGACAGGCACUCUUAUAGACAAGGCACUCUUCAGUGCUGAUUGAGUUGUCCACGACUCAGCGUUACUCCGCAUCUCUCAGCUGCCAGUCACUAUGCAAGAACUUACUAAAGCCAAAGAGCAGUUGAAGAGUGGCAAGGCAGCAGGAGUUGAUGGAAUUCCACCUGAGUUUUGGAAACGUGGAGGCCCAGCGCUACGCAGCAAGCUCCACAAACUCCACAAACUCCUUGUCUGUUGUUGGGAGCAGGGCAAACUGCCAAGAGACCUCCGCGAUGCAGUCAUUACUACCUUAUAAAAGAACAAGUGGGAAAAGUCAGACUGUUCCAACUACCGGGGGAUCACUCUGCUCUCCGUUGCAGGAAAAAAUCUUUGCUUGUGUGCUCCUGAACAGGCGAGUACCUAUCAUCGGUGAAGACCAGCUCCCACAAACCCAGUGUGGCUUCAAAGCGGGGUGCCACAGACAUGGUUUUCAUCCUCCGACAGCUCCAAGAAAAGUGUUGGGAGCAGAACAAAGGACUGCAUGUAACGUUUGUCACCUUAACCAAGACACGCAGGCCACCAUCGGUGACGAGCGCUCCUACCAGACAAACACCAAAAUAAAGACGGAGUUGCCGACCUUCAAGGCCGAAGCAUCAUCGCCACAGCCCUGCACGGCCGAGGACCAGACUGAGCCUGUGGACUUGUCUCUCAACAAAUCGCGCUCCUCUUCGGUGCCCACCCCCACGACCAACACCACCACCAACCCAGCUCCAGGAAACGCUGUGACACAGCCCAACCUGUCUGCUACACCGGUCCCAUCGGCGGUACAGUCCAUAGGCUCCAUGGUUCUGUCCCCAGGAUCCAUUUUAGCCACGCAAGGUGCCGGUGGACAACAAAUACUCCACGUCAUCCACACCAUCCCCUCAGUGAGCAUGCCCAGCAAAGUGGGCCAGUUGCAGACCAUCCCCGUGGUGGUGCAGUCUCUACCAGUCGUCUACACAGCCAUGCCCACAGAUGGUGUGGCGACCGCUGCCAUCACGGUUCCCCUCAUAGGUAGUGACGGACGGUCAGAAGGAACAGUUCGUAUUAAGCCAGGUUCGACAUCUCCGGUGGAAUAUCGAAGCGAGAGCGAUGCAGAGAGUGGUACUGAGUCUGGAUCGGCCUCCCUAAGCGCCCAGAGCCUGGACACGGGAUCAGUUAUGGACUUGGAACAUGUUGAUUCAGACUCUCCAGACAUCAAACGGAGGCGGAUCCACAUGUGUGACUAUGUAGGCUGUAAAAAAGUUUACACUAAAAGUUCCCACCUCAAAGCUCAUCGGAGGAUACACACAGGUGAGAAGCCCUACCACUGCACCUGGGAGGGCUGCACCUGGCGCUUCGCCCGUUCCGACGAGCUGACCCGGCACUUCCGCAAGCACACAGGAAUCAAACCUUUCCGCUGCACCGAGUGCGACCGCUCUUUCUCACGCUCUGACCACCUGUCUCUGCAUCGCCGUCGCCAUGUCAUGAUGUGAACUUUCAACUUCCAUACCCGAUUCACCUCGCCCCCCAAUUCCUUAUAAAACAAAACAUUGUGAUGUCACAAAAGACCGUCAGUACAUCCUGCACUGGAGGCUACACCUCCUUAAUUCUCAACAUCUUCAUCUGGAAAUUUUGCAAGAAUCCGAAAUGCGUCACUAUUAGUGGAAGCUUCCGGAAUGGUGUUCCGUCCUUCCAUCCAAUGUUGGGUUUCACCUCAGUAACUCAUUCUUUUCCAAAUAUUUCGUUGCAGAAAAUUCCACUUUUAAUCAAAAUCAUUUUUUUUCACAUUUGUUUGAAACGCCCCAAUCCUCAGCUGAGGUGAUUUUUAUUUUUGAAAAUUGACAUCCCCAUCCUUUCUGGUGCAAGGCUGUACAAGACUGUGAACUUUUGUAUUAAUUAUUAACAGUCUUUUGCAUCUUCCUCUCCUGCACAUACAACUUUCUUCUUCUUCUUUAAUGAAAAAAACAGUAUUUUGUGUGUUAUAUUGUUGCCUUCAGUUUUGACGUUUUUGGCUCUUUUGUGAUAGUUGUUAAUUACUGAUCACUCGUUGUCUUUUAAAGGCUGUGAAAGAAAUAGACAAGAGAUUACACGAAUUCUAUCACAGGGAAUAUGGGAGUGUGUGUGUGUGUUUUGUGUUUGAGUGUGCAUGUUUUAGAUAAACACACAAAACAUAAUUUACCUUAUUUUCAAAUUUGCGUUCAAGGCACUUUGACGUCUUUUGCUUGGUGAGCCUUAAUCACAGAAGUCAAUCUUGAAAAAAUAAAUACAGUAAAUAAGGGUGAAACUUUGAACAACUGACAGCGUAUGCACAGUUUGUCAGAAAUCUUGAUCUUUGCAUUGUAAGCUUCCAUCUUUUUUAAUGUUAUGGAAACUAGUUGGCGAUGUAUCGCAUCAUCAAUUACAUUAUUGCAAAGAGUUACAUUCCAACUCUUCCAUAGUUUUGAUGGCGAGGGUCACUGUUGCCUCUUGUGGUUCAUAUUGGUACUACAAGCAUGUCACACCAAUAGGUCCCUGUAUUUUAACAAUUACAGACCUUUCAAAUUGAGAUCCCGCAAAAUCACCACUUCAGUUGUAAGAGCAGGGGUCAGUAAAAAAAGUUGACUUUUAUGCCAGUUUUGGCACACAAAGCAAUUGCUAAGAUCUUUAGCUUCAAUAAAAAAUAUACAAUUUUCACUUCUUCCAACCCCUUUAAAUUAGCUUGAAACUAAAAGUAAUUAAAUAAAAGGACAUUCUCAUAUUUAUACUCUCAUAUUUAGUUAACCAAGUAUUUAGCGGGUGAGCAAGCACAACUCCAUAGCUCACAAAUGCUGGAUCCAGCCAUAGUUUUACUCUUUUACUCAUAGUUAUUUACUCUUGCGUGCAAUGUUUUGCGAUUUGAAGAGCAACGGAUAAUGUUGGACCACUGUCAGUGGUUCUGGGAGACACCAGGCACUGUGUCGGGCUGCCAAGGUGGAAACAAAUGAGGAGACUAAGGCCCUGUCCACACGUAGUCGGGUAUCUCAUCAAACAGAGUUAUUUUUCCACAAUUUGGCCUGUCAUCCACAGGAGUCCGCAGAUAUUUGGUACUAAAAACGGAGGUUUUCCAAAUCUCUGGCCAAAGUGUGGAUUUGGAGAGAAAUAUGAUUAUGUGUUUAGAUAUGAUAAAUAAAUGGAGUUUUACGUUUCCCAGUAACACCGUGGAUGCCCUCAGAACUGUGUUGGUUGUAGCUAUUUUUCAAGCCCCUUUUGCUUGCUUGUAGUUGCCAGCCCAAAUAUUGCCUCACUUUAAAGAGCAGAGGCGAAGAAACACUUUGAGGUCGGCCAUCUUCACUCACAAUAAUACACAACAAUGGCAAAAUAUGGUUUAAGCUGCUUUUCUGCUUUUGCAUUCUCACCAAUUUGUUGCACAAACAACAUUGUGCACCUCUGAGCCACACCCAAAGUUGUUAAAAAUCACCCAAUCUUUUUUUAGGGCUUUUUUUGUCGUUUGUGACUACUUUCUGUUCAGCAUCCCUUUUUGGCUUCAACUAACGACGACAAAACAAAAAAUAAGCACAUCUUUCUAUAAGAGUAUAUGCAUUUGAUGGCAAUGUUUCUGUUGAUAGGAACAUGAAAGUACAAUGAUCAUAAAUAAUGAAGAGAUAGAAAAAAUGACAUGUACAUAAAUGUAUAUAAUCAAAAAGUGCAAAAAGAGUAAAAGUAAUGGGUGAAGUUCUAUUUUUAACACUGACUAUAUAAUGUGAACAUAAUUAUUUCACCCCAUCCUCCUCUUUGUUGGUUUCAUCAUGACUUCUUUUUACAGAAUUAGUUUUUAUAGUUUCUUACAAAUAAUAAUAAUGGUCCCACUUGUUGUGCAUACUUGUGUUGCAUGGAGGGUUGCUCUCGUUUUUACAUUAGUAAAGUUGGUGAGCAUGUGUCUGUGCUAGACAUCAGAAUUGCCCUCAACGACAUGAAGAAGAAAGAAAAAUGUUAAAAGUUUGAUAUUCUGCACAAAACCUUUAAAAUAUCACUUUAAAAAAUGUCACGUUAGCCUCAGGCCAGCUUAGCAGUUAAGCAGUUUUUUUUCAAACGAUAUUUGUAGCACCAACUUUAUCAAUUUUUUUUUUAGCGAAAGACAAUUUAAACUAAAAACAAUGGCUACCAACUGUGACUAUUGCAUUGCCAAGUGUUAGUGAUACAUGCUGUAUGAUAAUACGGAAAACUGUUGUGAUGCUAACAUGUCAGUGGGGCCUUUUUCGCCUUUUUCUCAAAUGUUUUCUCAUAGAGCAUAUAGAGACAUAUAGUCUUUGUGUCAAUUUUGAAGCAGAACGGAUUGUGGUAAACGUCGGUGUUACACGACAACAAAUUUAAUCCUUGUCCAUAUGCUAAAAACAAUGUAAUAUCUUUGUGUGUAUCUCAAAGCUACACAGGUUGCAAUAAAUAUCAAUCUCUUUUAUUUUCACUUUUGACAUUGCUAUUAUCCACAAGACUUCAAAAAUCAUGAAUGCAGCGUGCUAAUAUGUUAGCGAUGUGGGCAUAUGAUUAAAAAUGGCCAUUGUGACCAUGUCUUGAAUGUAGAAAAACAACUGGCAUUCAAGUAAUGUUUGUCUUUGUAUACUAGCAAAAAUGAAGCUUGUGGAGCAACAAUAUUGCAUCAAAAACACCAAAUCAGAAUAUUCUCAUUGUAUUCUUUUUUGAGAUAUACAUGAUUUGAUGCAUAUUUUCCCACAAGCUUGUUUAACUCUAACUUUGGGUAUCUUGAUAAAAAAAAAAAAACCAACAACAACAACAAACGCUAUGUCUCUGUUUGUGUAUGAGUGCCUCAAUCUGCUACGACUCACAUCUAUUAAUUUUCUAUUCAAUGCAGUAACUUACGGGCCAGUACAACCAUUAUAUUUACUCAGUACAAUGCAGUAACGGCAUCAACCACUUAUCAUGGCUAUAAUAAUACAACUAAUAACUAGUUACUUUGUCACCUUCCUCUUUUUUUCUUUUUACAGAACAAAAAUGUGUAAAGCUGAGUCAGGAAAAACAAGCCUUUUGAUAUGGUGUUUAAAAGUCUAAAAUGUUUUUCCACUCCAUGUAUAGUUGUGACUAUUCCACCCCUGUUUUAGAAUAAAUAAUGUUUUUGGUGCAAUUUAAUGUGAUUUAUGAAUGCUAUUUUUUAUUCUCCACUGACUCCUGGAGGAUUGUUUAGACUU